This is a messenger RNA of Pseudophryne corroboree (corroboree frog), 1714 nucleotides long. It is a transcript of the gene FBXO8, whose product is annotated as F-box protein 8. The record is from RefSeq and is a predicted model, not a curated record. Bases 345 to 1277 code for a protein of 310 amino acids. Gene Ontology annotation, molecular function: guanyl-nucleotide exchange factor activity; protein binding. Gene Ontology annotation, biological process: regulation of ARF protein signal transduction. The transcript is spliced from 6 exons. NCBI's taxonomy places the organism in Eukaryota, Metazoa, Chordata, Amphibia, Anura, Myobatrachidae.
AGUUGGAAGAGUUUGCAUGCACACUGACAGCGGGCGGAGUCCUCCUGAUGACACAACCACACAGAGAGCCGCUUGGGGCGGCGUUACCGUGGCAACAACACAGCAAGAGGCUUCCUGCACCCUGACACUAGGCUGCGACCAAUUGCGAACAGCGGACUUGGAAAAGCGAGCACUUUUGACCCAACCACCUUCUCGUAGUCGGGUGACAUCACGGUCACGUGACUUGGUGUAAAGGAGAGGAAACAAAAUCCAUUGGGAGAUUAAGAAGCUGCUGACAGCAGAGGAGAGAGAGGGAGUGGGGAGCGGAGGAGGGAUCGGCCGAUGGGAUCGGUCAGGAUUCACAGAUGGGUCAAGGUCUUUGGAGAGUUGCAAGAAACCAGCAAUUUCAACAAGGAUACAUUGAACAGAGCUACCUGUCCGCAGAUAAUGACAACGAUAUGAACCAUCGGAGACACACACAGGGCGGCGUAGACCUCUAUCAGCUACUGAAAGCUAGAAAAGGAAAGGAUGAACAAGGAUUUAUUAAUCUUGAAAUGUUGCCACCAGAGCUAAGCCUUACUAUUUUAUCCUAUCUCAAUGCAACUGACUUGUGCCUGGCAUCAUGUGUAUGGCAAGACCUGGCCAACGAUGAACUGCUUUGGCAAGGAUUAUGCAGAACUACUUGGGGACAUUGUUCCAUAUACAACAAAAGGCACCCGCCAGGAUUUUCUUAUAGAAAUCUCUACAUGCGCCUUGAUGAAGGAAGUCUAACCUUUAAUGCUAACCCACAUGAGGGAAUUGAAUAUUUUUUAUCCAGGGGUAUACUAGACGACUCACCAAAAGAAAUAGCAAAGUUUAUCUUUUAUACCAGAACGCUCAACUGGAAAAACCUGAGGAUAUAUCUUGAUGAAAGGCGAGAUGUAUUGGACGAUCUAGUGACAUUGCACAACUUCAGUAAUCAGUUUCUACCAAAUGCACUGAGAGAAUUUUUCCGACAUAUACACGCACCAGAAGAACGCGGUGAAUACCUCGAAACACUCAUUACUAAAUUCUCUCACCGAUUUUGUGCUUGUAACCCUGCACUGGCACGAGACCUUGGUCUUAGCCCUGAUGCCGUGUAUGUCCUGUGCUAUUCUUUGAUUCUGCUUUCCAUCGACCUCGCCAGUCCUCAUGUGAAGAACAAAAUGUCAAAGAGAGAGUUUAUCAGAAACACACGUCGUGCUGCUCAGAAUAUUAGUGAAGAAUUUGUAGGCCAUCUUUAUGACAACAUUUAUCUUGUCGGCCAUGUUGCUGUCUAGAAGCGCAGUCUCUGUGUUUUACAUUAGUAUCUACUACUACAUCUCCCUACAACAUUGUCCCAGUUGGCAAAUAAGGGGGUUAAGAUAGUGCUGGUCAUGCUAACCUCUGCCUACAAUCUAAUGGUGUGUUCUGUCUUUUCUUAGAAAUCUACCUUCGAAAGUGACAUUUCUUGCAGAAUUAUUAUUUGGUUAAUAGUUUUGCGUAUCAUGUUUGCACAAAGCCGUGCCAUUAGACUGAUUUAGCCAUUUAUGACUGUUAAACUGACCUUACAAUGUAGGCCUUCUUCAGGGUGUUGGAUAUAAACACUACAUUUUGUAUUUUAAAAGCGUUUACCAAUGCAUUAUUUUGUUUUUUUUAAAAUAUCUUGUAAUUUGUACAUACUAAACUAAAGAGAUUUAUAAUAUAAAUAUUAAAUAUGUAAAGUAUUUUAACUAAA